GCACUGACCUGCAUGCGGCUGUCGAAAAGCAGGACUUUCCGGUCUGGACUGGACUGUACAGAGAUGCUCAAGGGCAAACAUGGAAGUGGAGCACAGGCUCAUCAAACUAUUCAAACUGGGCACCAGGUGAGCCAAGGAGCAGUGGUGACUGUGGCGCCAUCUCCUCUGUGAGCAAGAAGAUGACUGCCCAAAACUGCUCCGACCGAUUUCCCUUCGUGUGCUACAGAGACAACCUUGUCCUGGUGAAGGAGAACAAGACCUGGGAGGAGGCGCUGGCACAUUGCCGAGCCCUCGGUUCCUUUCCGGACACCCGUAGCUAUGAGCUGGUGAGCGUGCAACCUGGAGACGACCACAUGGUCAUGGUGAACAAGGUCCAAGUGGCCGACACUAAUGAGGUGUGGGCAGGCCUUCGUUUCCUGGCUGGUCACUGGUUCUGGGUGAACGGUGCGGAUCUGUUGUACUCUGACCUGCCCUUCUGCCCCCCCAACGGGCAGCACUGUGGAGCCUUAUCCAAGACUGGCAUACACAGCCUGGAUACCAGAGACUGUUUGGAGAAAAGGAACUUCCUGUGUUACAGCACGCCAUACUGACACCGCUAACGUCACCCAGAUCAGAGUGAUCACCCACCAGAUGUUUAAGUCUUUUACCAUAUUUAGAUGAUCGAUAUACUUUUCAAGUCUUUGUGAACUUUGUGAUCAUAUGGAGGGAUUUUUUUUUCGUUCUCUGUAAUACAAAUCUUGUAAUCCAACUCUCCAUUUAAGGAAAAAUGUCAUGCUUCAUUUUAGCUUAAUAGUCAUGUAGUAGCUCAGAUAUAUGCACAGCUUUGAAUGUGCCCAUUAAAACCAACUCAG
Messenger RNA from Monopterus albus (swamp eel), 851 nucleotides. Its product is annotated as dromaiocalcin-1-like. The transcript has 3 exons. The coding region runs from base 180 to 590 and encodes 136 amino acids. NCBI's taxonomy places the organism in Eukaryota, Metazoa, Chordata, Actinopteri, Synbranchiformes, Synbranchidae. The record is from RefSeq and is a predicted model, not a curated record.